Zingiber officinale is the source of this 2687-nucleotide messenger RNA. RefSeq names its product formin-like protein 16. Lineage: Eukaryota; Viridiplantae; Streptophyta; Magnoliopsida; Zingiberales; Zingiberaceae. The transcript is spliced from 2 exons. The record is from RefSeq and is a predicted model, not a curated record. Gene Ontology annotation, molecular function: actin filament binding. The coding region runs from base 22 to 2535 and encodes 837 amino acids. Gene Ontology annotation, biological process: actin cytoskeleton organization; actin nucleation.
UUCCUUGCUUUUUUUUGAUACAUGGCUGCGAAGCUCAUCCCUUCCCUCCUCUUCUCCCUCCUCCUGAUCUUCCUCACCUCCGCUGCGAUCUCCGCCGCCCAGUCGCAGACGAACAUCCAAGUCCAGUUCCCCUCCCUCCCCACCCCCUCCUCCCAAAUCCGGCCUCCUCUACUUCCUCCUUCGCCAGAGCCGGCGCUGGCCCCGGCUUCGAAUUCUGCACCUCCCCAAUCCUGCAGAUCCAAAGUGAGGGUCGCCGUCGCCGUCGCCGUCACCGCAGCUAGCAGCUUCGCCCUUUGCGCUCUUCUCUUUUUGACCUUAUUCUUCCUCGCUCGGCGCUUCCAGGUCAGAGUCGCGGAUGUCGCCCUCCCCGAACGCGCUAGUUCGAGGCCCAAGCUUCAGCCCGCUUCGAGCCUCGAUGUUGUUGACGAGAAUGGGCUGGACGCCAUCUACUGGCGCGAUUUCAGGGAGGAGAGGUGCCCCUUCUGCCGGAACCAGUUGGAUGCCUCCGGCUCGGCUGGAGAAGCCGAUGGUGGAGCUGGUGUUGAUGGGUCACUAUCUCCCCCGGCAAACCGGCGGAGGAUACAAGAAAGGCCGUUGCUUCCCGCUGGCAGCAUAAGUUCGUCGCAGUCCAUUUCUUCGGUGCGGAGCGCGCCGUCUCAGUUCUCGUAUUCAGCCGCCGCCGCCGCCGCAGCCACAUCCACUCGGAGCGCGAAGCAUGUGGCUGUUUCCCACCAGGCAUCAGUAACUCGAACGCCGAGAAGAUUGAAUUCGGGGUCCUCGGUCUUAUCGCCAGCGACGCCUCCGUCCCUUCCUCUCCCACCACCGACGAUUACGUCAAGCGCGGCCUCUGCAUCCACGCCGCCUCCGACGACGACGAAAUCGAGCGCGGUCCCUGCAUCACCUCCUUCCCCAACAGUCGCGAAAUCAAUUCCGGAACGGCCUCCUCCUCCACCACCUCCUCCUCCUCCUCCUCCUCCUCGGAAAACCCCGCCAGCAGCUCCAUCACGACCUUCUUUGCCUCCACCGGCCCCACCAACUGGCGGCGCCCGUACGGCCAGCAGCCGAUCCGCGAGGCCACCGCCCGUGCUGCCGGUGUCACCGGCCGCCGCUGUCCCAGAGGAUGGCUCGACGAAGAAGCUGAAGCCGCUUCACUGGGACAAGGUGAACCCGGCGAACGCCCAGCACUCGAUGGUUUGGGACAAUAUCACCGACGGCUCAUUCAGAUUCGAUGAGGACAUAUUGGAAGUCCUGUUUGGCACAAUGGCCAGGAAAUCCUCCGCCGCCGGAGGUAGAGCUGGCGCUGCUUCCGGCGAUGCGGGCCCCAGCAUGCCGACCGCCGCGAUCUCCCUGCUCGAUCAGCGCAGGUCGCAGAACAUCGCCAUCGUCCUCCGCUCCCUGCCCUUCGGCCGCAGCGAAAUCCUCGAAGCCCUCGUCGAUGGCCGCGGCCUACCUGCGGAUGUCCUCGAGCGCCUCACCAAGGUUGCCCCCACCGAGGAGGAGGCGGCCUUGGUCCGAAGCUACGACGGAAACCCCGCCAUGCUAGCCGAGGCGGAGUCCUUCCUAUUCCACAUCUUCCGCGCCGUGCCCUCCUCCCCCUUCGCCCGCUUCGAUGCCAUGCUCUUCCGGGUCAACUACGAGCACGAGGUGGCGCAGCUUCGACAGUCUCUCCAGACGAUGGAGGAGGCUUGCAAGGAGCUCAAGAUGCGCGGCCUUUUGCUCAAGCUACUGGAAGCCGUCCUCAAGGCCGGCAAUUUAAUGAACGCCGGCACGGCCCGCGGCAAUGCCCAGGCCUUCAACCUCUCCGCCCUCUGCAAGCUCUCCGACGUGAAGAGCACUGACGGGAGCACGACGCUGCUGCACUUCGUAGUGGAGGAGGUCGUCCGGUCAGAGGGCAAGCGCCUAGUGGUGACCCGCAACCAUAGCCACGGCCCGACCACCCUGGACCGCACGACCAGCCGGGGUGGCGCCGGCACGAGGGAGGAGAGGGAGAAAGAGUACAUCAAGUUGGGCCUUCCUGUCGUCGGGGGGAUCAGUGAUGAGUUCGCCAGCGUCAAGAAGGCCGCCGGCAUCGACCCCGACUCCCUCGUCGGGACCUGCGCCUCUCUAGGCGCCCGUUUGGCUGAGAUCAAGCAAUUCCUGGACUCAUGCGGCGGCGACGGAUUCACGAGGGAGAUGCGGGCAUUCGUCGAGGCGGCCGAGGAGGAGCUGCGAGGGACGAGAGAAGAGCAUGGGCGGGUGAUGGAGCUGGUGAGGGGUGUUACGGAAUACUACCACCCUGGAACCUCCAGGAAGAACGGAGCCCACCCGUUGCGGCUGUUCGUCACCGUGAGAGACUUCCUGAACAUGGUGGACAAGGCCUGCGUCGACAUCGCGCGGAACCUGCAGAAGAAAAACAGACCGUCCGCAGAAGCUUCGGCGGGGAGGUCGUCGGCGAGAGACAAGAAACCGGUGGCGCGGUUUCCCCACUUGCCGCCGAAUUUCUUGUCGCGAAACGUCAGGUCGGAUUCGAGCAGCGACGACGAAGACACGUCGUGACAGGGGAGAAGAGGAACACAAACUCGUGCUAAGUCAGCACCAUUGACUGUCUAAAUUUUUUUUUUUUCUCUUUUUUAUUUAUUUUGUAUAUAAAUAUUUUACCACAAACCCUCCGCCUAGUAAAUUUAUGCAGCUUUUUAAUUGAUUCUUUA